AUGUCCACGCACCCCGAGCGUGGUCCCUGGCCUCCCCAGGGAGGGAGCCUCAGCAGGCAGAGCGCUGGUGGACAGUACGCAGUGUGGCCAGCUGGGAACCCCGAGCCAGCCCAGCUGGUGAGUGGUUACCCUGUCAGGGCUGCCCCCCCAGGAAUUGGGGCGGCAUCUGGGUCCAAGCCGCUGCCCUCCCCCCCACCUCUCACCCUCUCUACUAAGUGGAAAGCGGAAGUGACCUGGGAGGCAAGCGCUUGGGGCUGGGCAGUCAGGGCGCUGGACUCAGGCUCCCCCUCCCCCACGGACGCAGCAGAGACAGUGGCCCCACAUGGAAAAACACCCCGGCUGGCGUGUGAGCUGCUGCUCGCACCGGAAGCAAUCCGGUUUCCUCUGCAGGAGGCCGGGGCUCCAGCCGACCGCAGCUUACAGCACUCGGAACGUCACGUGAAUGGACCUGUACAGCCCCUGGAGUCCGGAGUCUUUCCUGCAGACAAGGUGCUGGGGGCUCAUGCACACCGGGAGGCACCUCGUCGACGGACCGCAGGGGCCAGCGCCACGCCAGCCGGAUGA
Molecule: messenger RNA, 564 nt
Organism: Rangifer tarandus platyrhynchus (Svalbard reindeer)
Lineage: Eukaryota; Metazoa; Chordata; Mammalia; Artiodactyla; Cervidae
Source: the annotation of a GenBank genome assembly